AUGCCGGACGAGCUAGCACCACCCCGCAAGAGCGUAGAGCUGGAAGACCCCGGCGCGAAAGAGCUGGCCGACUCAAGCGACGAGCACUUCUCCGAUGCUACCGAAGGCCAGCCUGCGCGGUCGGACAUGACCUCGCCCAUUCCCAUCACACGAGUCGAGCGAGUCGACGACGAGCCAGCCCACGGCGAGGUUCCCGGAACAGACGCAUACAACAUGCGCACCCAAGACGCUGUCCCCGACGAGGUUGAAAUUGUCCCAGAAGGCGCACGAAGUCGCAGUGCCUCGCGCGUCAGCGUCAGCGACAGGCCUCUGACACCAGGAGGAACGCCAGUGCCAAAGACAAUUGUCGAGAAGAUCGACCCCGAUCAGCCCAGCUACGGCGAUGUCCCCGGUACACUUGCCCACCAGCAACGUCUGGCCGAUGCUACGCCUGACGUGGUUGUCAGAGCACCGGAGGAGCCUUCCCAGAGCAGCAAUCCAGCCGACGCCGACGCCUCGAUCGAGCAAGACGACGACUUUGGCAACGCCGACGGUGACGACGAUGGUUUUGGCGAUUUCGACGACUUUGAAGAAGGCGAAGAGGGUGACGAUGAUUUUGGGGACUUUGACGAUGGGUUUCAGCAAGGCCAGGACGAUGCAGAGACAUCAUUUGAUAAGCCCCCAGAACAGCCUCCUGUACCUGUCCCCUCGCCAGGUCCUCCCGUCUUAGACUUUGACCAACUCACAUCACUUGAAGAUAUCGUCUCAGCAACACAGCCAUACCUUGAUGACAUGUACCCUGCACAGGACGGCAUACCCACAAUAUCCACCAAUCCCGAGGAAACACGGUCCAUCUUCCUCUCGGAACGGAGCCAUUCAUUAUGGACGCAAUUAGUCGCACCCCCGCCACUACAACCUCCCGACUGGGUCCGCUCGCGCAUACGGCGGCUGUUCUUGGUAUCCCUAGGUGUACCCGUCGACCUUGACGAGAUACUCCCCGCGUCCAAACAAAAGAAGCUCAUCCUUCCUUCAAUACACAUACCCGGCGGCUCGCCGCGCCCCUCUUCAGACGGUCGAAAUAACGGUGGUCCCUUGGGACGCAUCAAGCGCGAGAACGAAUCAUCCACUUCAGUUGACUCAUCAAGUUCAAAACCAGAGCGAAAACGCAAAGGACCGCCACCACCACCCGAACUGGACAUCAGCAGUACCAUGCAGCUUUGCGCGACAACAGAUGCAGCACUGCAAGGCUUGACUGACGAGGAGUUGAAGAUGCACAUCGACCACCUAAAGGGCCUGCAAGAAAGAGCAAAGGAGGUGUUUGAGUACUGGCAGAAGAGGUUAGAAAGCGCACUAGGCGACAAGGAUGCCUUUGAGCAAGUCAUCGAGAGUCUGGUUGCGCAUGCGAAGAAGCUCAGGUAG
Alternaria viburni is the source of this 1398-nucleotide messenger RNA. RefSeq lists its product as uncharacterized. Lineage: Eukaryota; Fungi; Ascomycota; Dothideomycetes; Pleosporales; Pleosporaceae. The record is from RefSeq and is a predicted model, not a curated record. The transcript has 4 exons. The coding region runs from base 1 to 1398 and encodes 465 amino acids.